Messenger RNA from Bacillus rossius redtenbacheri, 1410 nucleotides. RefSeq names its product pro-resilin-like. Bases 59 to 901 code for a protein of 280 amino acids. The record is from RefSeq and is a predicted model, not a curated record. Gene Ontology annotation, cellular component: extracellular matrix. NCBI's taxonomy places the organism in Eukaryota, Metazoa, Arthropoda, Insecta, Phasmatodea, Bacillidae. The transcript is spliced from 3 exons.
CUCGCAGCUCGGCGCGCUCUCUCUCGAGACACACCCCCGCGGCGCCUCCAAGUCCACCAUGAAGUUGUACGUCGCUAUCUUGUGUGCCGUGGCUUCCAUUGCCUUGGCCCGACCCGAGCCCCCGGUCAACCAGUACUUGCCGUCUGCGGGCAACUACGCCACCACCAGGGAGGACUCCUUCGCCCCGCCCCCAGCUGCGCUGUCCUCCACCUACGGCGCCCCUGCUAGCGCGUACUCCUCCCCUUCCACCACGUACGGCGCCCCUGCUAGCGCGUACUCCUCUCCUUCCUCCACCUACGGCGCCCCUGCUAGCACGUACUCCUCCCCUUCCUCCACCUACGGAGCUCCUGCUAGCGCGUACUCCUCUCCUUCCUCCACCUACGGCGCCCCUGCUAGCGCGUACUCCUCCCCUUCCUCCACCUACGGAGCUCCUGCCGCGGCCUCCAGGUCGACUUCCAGCUUCUCCAGAGGUUCCAGCAAGUCUUUCUCCCGGGCUGGAGGUCUCUCGCGCUCCUAUGGUGCCCCAGCUGUCGCCAGAACCAAUGCCAUCUUCGGCAGUGCUCUAGCGUCCACGUACGGCGCUCCUGCUGCCCAGUAUGCGGCGCCCUCGCCCGUGUACGGAGUCCCUGGAUACGCUAGAUACAACCCUGCUGAAGACGAUCUGUCGGAGCCGGCCAACUACCAGUUCUCGUACCGAGUGCAGGACGCCGAGUCGGGCAGCGAGUUCGGCCACCUGGAGAGCAGGCAGGGGGACGCCGCCUGGGGCUCGUACAACGUGCUGCUGCCCGACGGCCGCAAGCAGAUCGUGGAGUACGAGGCCGACCAGGCGGGCUUCCGCCCCAUGAUCCGCUACGAGGAGCCCCUGGCCGGCUACGGCCGGGGGGCGGGCGGUCCCUACUAGAGCCCUUGCUGCCGAGCUGCGGGCACGGCGAAUAUCGAGCUAGAUAUACAACUACGAAUUCAUGCGACUUUAACUUUCCUUUCUUUUUCCACACAAAAUGUAAAUUCAAAUAAUAUCUUUUUUGGUAUAGAAUUAACAUAAUUAAGAUAUAAAUACAUAAGAAUCUAAACAUAAUUACUUAAAAUAAGUUUGUUAUAUUUUGUUUCUUAGUUUCCUCAUACAUUAUUUAAUAUUUAAUAACGCACAUGCCACAAAACAAUAAUUUCAAAAAUGUAUAAUUUAUAUAAUUUCAGCACUUUCUUUUGCCACACUACAUUAAAAAAUAUAAUAUUUAUUUAUCUGAUAUUCAGAUUUAUUCGUGUUAUGUUCUUAUACAAGUUCUGCGCAGACCGCAAGUUUGUGAUAUGUAAAUGAAUGUGUAUAUUAUAGUUCUACUCUGUAUAGUACUAAAAAUUUAUUUUUUUAUUGUAUUCGUGCAAUAUGUUUUUUAAUAAAAUUUGCAACAAUUA